AUGUCUGCUGAAGGAAAUGCAUACAAUGCCAAUGCUAGGAUAGAGAUCGAUCCCGAGACGACAAUUUUCGUUGGACAUCUUCCUCUGGAAUGCACGGAGCAGGAUUUGGAGAAGCUGUUCUCAGGCGAGGACGAAGCUGUGGAGGUGGAGAUCAUACCUACGAGAUCGAAGACGGGCCGUAGCAUGAACACGAGAUACGGAUUCGUCAAGUUCCCGCAGAAGGUUGACUUUGAUGCGAUCAAGGAAAAGUACGACCGGGCUCCAGUCAAUGAGAAGCCUAUUUCUGUCAGAAAGGUUUUGACGCAAGAGGAGAGAAGCGCUGAAAGGGAGAAGAAAAUGCGUAACAGAAAGUACAGCCGCAAUGGCGCACAGGGUGCCCGUGAUGCUAGUCGUCCAGGCAACUUUGGCAACCGCGGUCCGGCUGUGCCAGAUCCACCAAAGAAGGACAAGACUCCAUUGGAAGAGAUGGAGAGGUCCACGGACACUUUGUAUGUCAACAAUAUUCCAUACCAUGCAACGAAGGAAGAACUGGGUGAGUUUUUUGGCACCGAGCCAGAGCUAAUUGUGUUGCCUAUGAGAAGAAUGAAGGAUACUGAGACUAAAAGAGUAUUUUUCAGCAAGAAGAUGAACAGAGGUAUCGCUUUUGUCACUUUUGAGAGUCUUUCGGAGGGUGAAAUCACACAAAAGGUAGAAAGCUUCCAAGGUAAAUCGUUCCAAGAAAGGCCAAUUACCGUUGACGUUGCAGCUGUAAGACCUGCGCAAGAAAAGGUUGAAGCACCAAACGAAGAAACUAAACAAUAA
Molecule: messenger RNA, 801 nt
Organism: Zygotorulaspora mrakii
Lineage: Eukaryota; Fungi; Ascomycota; Saccharomycetes; Saccharomycetales; Saccharomycetaceae
Exons: 1
Coding region: 1-801 (266 amino acids)
Cellular component (GO): nucleus; ribonucleoprotein complex; cytoplasm
Molecular function (GO): mRNA binding
Source: RefSeq, a predicted model, not a curated record